Molecule: messenger RNA, 741 nt
Organism: Nicotiana attenuata
Lineage: Eukaryota; Viridiplantae; Streptophyta; Magnoliopsida; Solanales; Solanaceae
Product: 50S ribosomal protein 5, chloroplastic
Exons: 2
Coding region: 52-480 (142 amino acids)
Source: RefSeq, a predicted model, not a curated record
UUGCUGUAGAAUAAGCUUAUCCGAAAAAACAAUCUCAAAACAGCAGGGGAAAUGUCUCUCCUUAUCUUCACCACUGCUCCCUCUGUUCCUCUCUCCUCUCAUUCUUCCUCUACUUCUGCAUUCCCAUCCUCCAGGUUGUGCAACAGUCACAUUACUCUGAAACUAAAGUCAUAUGCCAAUUACCAUAUUCAAGCACCUCUUAUCUUCAACAAGAGAGGUGCAUUGAUCGCCAAGGCAGCUGCGGACAUUGAUAGUGUGGGUUCUGAUAAUCCUGAGCCGGCACCAGAGAACAAUGAAGAAAGUGUGCCUGUUGAGAAUCUGCCCCUGGAGUCUAAGCUUCAGCAAAAGCUUGAUCAAAAGAUGAAAAUGAAAUUGGCAAAGAAGAUCAGACUACGAAGGAAGAGACUCGUUAGGAAGCGCCACCUAAGGAAGAAAGGGCGAUGGCCACCUUCUAAGAUGAAGAAGAACAAGAAUGUCUAGGCUUAACCUGAGAUAUCUUGCAGGUUUAUCUGCUGUCUUGUGUCCCUUCUAUUAAUGCAAUGCUGUGACCUUAAGAUAAUUUUCUUCAAUCUGUAUCUAAAAUUUCAAGAAAUUAAUUAGAUUCUUUUCCUGAUUAAAUUUCUUAAUUUUGUGAUCGAAUAUGUUAGGGGUUGAGUUUGUACUUGUUAUUACUUGAUUGAGAAACAUCCUAUGCAAUUUCUAAUGGUGAUUCAGGAAGUUCCCUUGGAUAUAUUCCAUGGA